Messenger RNA from Hibiscus syriacus, 815 nucleotides. RefSeq names its product GTP-binding protein YPTM2-like. Gene Ontology annotation, molecular function: GTPase activity; GTP binding. The record is from RefSeq and is a predicted model, not a curated record. Bases 138 to 746 code for a protein of 202 amino acids. Lineage: Eukaryota; Viridiplantae; Streptophyta; Magnoliopsida; Malvales; Malvaceae. The transcript has 8 exons.
UUCCACUCAACCGCAAUAAAAACAAUAACAAAACAAGGCAAAGCUCUAAAUUUUAUUUUAUUUUUAUUUGCCUUUUUUGUCAGUAACUGGUCCCAUCAAGCAGGCAGGCAGGCUCGUGUUCGGUCAAACCAACAGUCAUGAACGCUGAAUAUGACUAUUUAUUCAAGCUUUUGCUAAUAGGAGACUCUGGGGUUGGCAAAUCGUGUCUUCUUCUGAGAUUUUCCGAUGAUUCAUAUCUGGAGAGUUAUAUAAGCACCAUUGGCGUCGAUUUUAAAAUACGCACUGUGGAGCAAGAUGGGAAAACUCUAAAACUUCAAAUUUGGGAUACUGCAGGGCAAGAACGGUUCCGGACGAUCACUAGCAGCUACUACCGAGGGGCACAUGGCAUUAUAAUAGUUUAUGAUGUUACCGAUCAAGCGAGCUUCCACAAUGUGAAACAAUGGUUGAACGAAAUCAAUCGAUACGCGAGCGGGAACGUGAACAAGCUUCUGGUCGGAAACAAGUGUGAUCUUACUGCUAAAAAGGCGGUUCCAUACGAAACAGCCAAGGCCUUUGCAGACGAACUUGGCAUUCCAUUUAUGGAGACUAGUGCAAAGAAUGCUACUAAUGUGGAGCAGGCUUUUAUGGCAAUGGCCGGUGAUAUUAAGAACAGGAUGGCGAGUCAGCCGGCGGUAAACAAUGAGAGGCCAUCGAUGGUGCAGAUACGAGGACAACCUGUUAACCAGAAGACGGGUUGCUGCUCUUAGUUGAUUUUUUAACCAUUGCCUGAAGAGUGAGUGAAUGCUUGUUAGAAUAGAUUUCUUAAUUCUGAUCUC